CAUCCUUUAUUUCCUGGAAGGAGGAGCGACCCGGCAAGCCAGCAAGUAGCGGGUGCAUCGCUCACUAUCUUGCCACCGGGAUAACGGAACUGUGUGACCCGUUAACUGCCGUGUAAGACAUUAAACCGGAUGCCUCUAUGGUCCAGUUAACCUUACAGCGAGAUUCACGGUGUCCAGUUUACUCAAGAGGUGAGCCAUGGCUGAACAGACUUCUGCCCGUCCUCAGAGGAAGAUGUCCACCUCCGGGGAGACCGUGUAUAAAGUGUUAGGCCUGGAGAAAGGCGCGUCAGCUGAGGAAAUUAAGAAAGCAUACAGAAAACUAGCGCUGAAGUACCACCCGGACAAGAACCCAGACAACCCAGACGCAGCGGAGAAGUUUAAGGAGAUUAACAACGCCAAUUCUAUUUUAAACGAUGAGAACAAAAGAAGGAUUUACGACGAGUAUGGCUCCAUGGGCCUUUACGUAUCCGAACAGUUUGGAGAGGAAAGUGUUAAAUACUACUUCCUCAUGUCCAAAUGGUGGUUUAAGAGUCUGGUGCUGUGCUGCACACUUUUCACCUGCUGCUGCUGCUGCUGCUGUUGCUGUUUCUGCUGUGGGAAGUGCAAACCCCCCGACGACGAGGAAAGCUACCAAUAUGUUGAUCCUGAAGACCUGGAGGCCCAAAUCCGAGCGGAUCAGGACGGAGGUACCACUGUAAUCAUAAUCCAGCCAGCAUCCGAUCUGGGUCCAGAAACCCCAGAGGAGCAAAGUAAGCCCAUCCCCCUGCCCUUGCCCAUGCCUCCACCUGAGCCCCAGUCGCCUCCAUCAGCCAACACAGCGGGGGAAGAAAACCCCAGAGACAGCUUACAAGAGUCUAAAUGACUCGAAAGUGAUCAUGUGAUUAAGUGUCAACUAGCUGAUGCAGGAAGCGUUUCACGGCUCUACUUCGAUCCAGCUCCAUCUCACUGCUGUGAGCAACCCAGAGGAAAGCCAGCCCAGAGUCACCAGCCAGCCCAGAUCUCCUGCCCCACCUGACGCCCCCCCAAACUCCAACGCCCCCCCAUGCUAACCCAGCUAACGCUACAGACUGCUUCCAUGGACCUACAUGGAGAUCUCCGAACGUUCCCAACGUCCCCACCCUCUCUUCUAGUUCCUAAAAUAUCUGACGCUGGUUCUGACUGAAUAAGUGUGUUACGCCAAAACUCCACCCCAGUCUCCUCUGGUCAUUCCAUUUCUAACCACUAAGGAUGACAUAAAAAGGAGAUGUGGACAAAUUAUUUAUUUUAUUACUUUUCACCUCCUUUUUAUUUUAGACACCACUGAUCAUCAGAUGGAGAACUUUUUUAUUGUUUUGGGGUUUUUUUACAUAUCCCCCACAUUAACUUGGUUUUACUAACUUUGGGAUAGAAAGUUGGUGAUAAGUUUAAUGCCAAACAUCGUAGAAAUCUAGCUGCUCAGCAGAAACAAAGCAUUAACACGUGGACUCAUUUCCUUUCUCCCUUGUUCUUGUAAACAAUUCCCACCGAUUAUUGUUGCACCUAAAACUCGCUGCAGUCUCGUGGUUUGAUGCCAAACGUCUGAGCCGAGAUGGAGAGGGGAUCAGCAUGCACUCAUCGUUUUCGCCCUUUCCGCUGUCCUGCAUGGAAAACCCAAACAACUCUUCAGCUUUUCCCUGCAUACUCUGGUGAAAUGCAUCAUGUGCACAAAUACACACUCACACCAGCCCAGAUGUCACUGUGUGCUUAAAAACCCAACAACAACCCCCACCCACAGCGAGACGAGCAGCGACCGACACCAAACCGUGGAGCUCUGAUGGACUGCAGGAAGAAACGUUACAAUCAAUGCCUUGAAGUUAGCGUCAUGCUGUUUUACAUUAUGUGGUUCACGGUCCACCGUUUACUCUGCCGGCCGGGUUCAUGCUCCGCCUCUUAUUUGUGUCCAUAUUCACUAAGAUUAGAGUCUAAUCUGAUGUUUUGUCUUGGCUUCUUUUUGUAGAUUUUCUUAUUUUAUCUCCUAAUUGUGAAUGAGAGCAGAGAGUAGCUGCUUUUCAAAUUACAAAUGCGUGCAAAUCCUUGUUGGUAUUCAGCUAAUGUUGAAAAAACACACUUUCACAGUUGCAAAGAAAUGAAAUUAAAAAUGUGCGUGGAUAAGUUUGUUCACAAAAUAAGUGAUUAAAAAACCAUCGUCCUCACGCCA
Molecule: messenger RNA, 2176 nt
Organism: Xiphophorus maculatus (southern platyfish)
Lineage: Eukaryota; Metazoa; Chordata; Actinopteri; Cyprinodontiformes; Poeciliidae
Gene: dnajc5ga
Product: DnaJ heat shock protein family (Hsp40) member C5 gamma
Exons: 7
Coding region: 197-862 (221 amino acids)
Source: RefSeq, a predicted model, not a curated record